GCGCUAGUGGACUCCCAACAGCUAGCUGGCUAGGGCGUUGCUAGCGGCAGAAAGUGGGAUUUUUGGUACCUUUCCGCAAGUUAUAUUCUUGUACAAAUAACGUCUUGCGGUGUAAAAAAGUGCGUUUCAUGUUUGCUAAAAGUUUUACAGCGUCUCUGUGGGUUUUUCGUCGUUGUUUACAGAGGAGUGGUGUUACUUUCUGUCCCGUUAGCUGGCCACAUAACUAGCCUGCUCGCAUCCACGGGAAUUCUGCCGAGAAACGACUGAAUUCUGGAAACAUGGAGUCAAGGAACGUCGCGCUGUGCUAACCGACUUCACUGGAUUUUCUCUCGUCAAGGAGACUUUUUGAAGGACAAAACACGGAGACACAUCGCCUGCCAGUCAACAUACAUGCCGUGCUGUAUAUAUAUGUUUCGGUGUUUGGCCGGCUCAUUGUUGUGAACGGGAGUUUGCUUAGUUUGCACUCGAAACAAGAGCAUACGAAGCAAAGUUUUUUUGCUGCAAGAGCUCAUCUGUUUUGUUAGCUGGUAGCUCGCGAGCAAGCAUACCCAUGAGAAAGCAUAUUUAAGAAACAAGAAACGUGCUUUUUAAUCGACCGUCUAAUCUGUUUUGUUUCGUAUCUUACGUCAGUAUAAUAUUAGCUGCAGUUGUUUUGCUAGUGUGUAACACGGGUCGUUUAAAGCUCGCUAUUGAGCGAUUCUCAUGGUCACGGGAGAUUCGUCCCCACAGCCUCAGACAGGCAUUUCUGGGAGCAGGGAAUACCAAAUGGGACUGGAGGAAUUUUCAGCAUCUUCAAAGAUCAUUUAGGAACCGAGGCCAUUCAGCCGAGCCAGGGUGGUGGCAGACGGACUAUAUCGCUGGGCCGAGGUGUCUGUUACAUUGCAAUACGGAUUGUUUACACGUUUCACAUCGGCGGAAAACGGGGAUGUGAAUGCACAGGAUCCAUACACGAGGAGUUCUUGAAUGCACAAGAACUUGCGCCAGCUGGUGCAGUGUAUUUAUUCUUGUAGCCAAAAUAUUGUUCAUUGCCGGGGUAGGAUAUCAUCUGACUGUGCAGCUAAUAUAUCAGAGGCCCUGAUUAAUUUUUAAGGUCUGCACUGUAGAAAUCUUUCUCACUGCUGUUACAUUUUGACAAGGACUGUCGGAGAACAGAUAGCAUUUAGGCAGUAUUUUGUCCCCUGGAGUGUUUGGACGUGCCAGCUGUGUCCUACAUUGAUUUAUGUUCAACAGCACCAGUCUUUAAUUCCUUGCCUACUUCAGACGAAUGCCAGAGAAGGACGCGCCACUAAAUCGCCUCAUCACACUCUGGAAAAUGUUAAUCGGAUAUAAUUUGCUGCAAAUCUAGAACCGGAAGCCCAAUGAGUGACACACAGUCCAGCUUCACUGACAGGUUUCCCAAGAAAGCAAAUAGAACCAGCAGCAUUCUCAGUAAAGACCACCCCCCAGACAAGAAACCCAAAAGUGACAAAAGCUCACUUCCCUCCAAUGAGUUCGACCCUACAGAAGCUCUGGUGGUGCAGAAGAGUGGCAGCAGCAGUGUGCUAGCAGAGGGGAAGCCUGAGUCCUGUGGUCUGGUUCAGCGAUGUGUAAUCAUCCAGAAAGAUGAAAAUGGCUUUGGGCUCACUGUCAGCGGGGACAACCCAGUGUUUGUGCAGCUUGUCAAGGAAGAUGGGGCAGCUAUGCGGGCAGGUGUUCAGACAGGAGACAGGAUCAUCAAGGUUAAUGGGACCCUUGUUACACAUUCUAAUCACAUUGAGGUGGUGAAGCUCAUCAAAUCGGGCUCCUAUGUGGCCCUCACAGUGUUGGGGCGCCCCCCAGGGCUCCCCCAGAUUCCCUUGUCAGAAGCAGAGUCUGAAAUGUUGGGCGUUAGCAUUUCCUCGCCAAACUCACCAGCAACAGAACGCCCCUACAGUCCUCUGGACCGCUUCUCCUCUGCUCACACAUCAUGGGACGAGAACAGCAGUGUCUGCAACCAGAAGGUUGACGUGCUACAAAAGAUGCUCUCAAGAGAACAACAGGAGCUUCAGGCCAUGAAGGAGGAGUACAGCAGGAACCCCUCCCCCAGACUACUGAAAGAUAUCCAGGAAGCUAAAAAACACAUUCCUCAGCUGCAGGGUCAGCUCUUAAAGGCCACUGGGGCAUCACAGGAGGCUGUUCCAGGAGGCGACGCAGAUGAUGGUAGCAUGUUUGAAUUAGAGCACACCCCUGCCUCCAAGGGAGACAACAGUACAGACCUGUCCUGGAGCAGCACUCCUAUAUCUCGGGGAUUUGGGCCUGGAUCUCCAGACAACUUCUGCCCAAGCCCAAAGAGCACUCCCAGAAACAGUUUAAACUCCUGCCACUCUCCAGAGGCGGAGGAUGCCACUGACCUGGACUCUCUGUCCCCUACCACAGUUAGCAGCCCCUCUUCUUCCCGUCUCGUCUCACAAAUCAUUGGAGCUGAAGAUGACUAUUUUGAUUCGGACCAGGAGCAGACAAACGGCCAGUGUAACAUUUUUAACAGCAUUGAUCAGCUCAAGUCUCGACCCGCCCACCUUGCAGCCUUCCUUCACCAUGUCAUCUCUCAGUUUGACCCUGCUCCUGUGCUGUGCUACCUCUAUGCUGACCUCUACAAGCAGACCAACUCCAAAGAGACCAGACGGGUCUUCAUGGACCUCCACACGUUUUUCAUCGACCGGGGAGCAAAUUUAAAAGUUGUCGUUCCUGAAUCCAUAUCUGCUGAUCUUGAUCGAAGGCGGACAGAACUGAUCCCGGAGGAAAUAAACAGACAACAUGUUCAAACGUUGCAGGACUCACUGCUUCCUGAUAUUCAGAGGAACCUAGAGGAUUUCAGGCAAAAGCGCAGUAUGGGCCUAACGGUGGCUGAAGUAGAGUUGGCCAGACUUGACCAAGAGAGAGUCAGAGAUCGUGUCACUCUGGAACGAGAGCGCUCUUAUGCUGAAAACAUCAUCACCAAAAUAGAGGAUAUCCUGUUAACUACUCAGACAACAGAAGAAGAGAAAUGCACUACAAUGCAGUAUGUCAUCUAUACAUACAUGAAGCACCUUGGCGUGAGGGUAAAGGAGCCUCGCAGUCUAGAAUCCAAACGGGUCAGGAUCAACUUCCUCCCCAAAAUCAAGAAAAGCAUCAAGACUGAAAAAGAAGGAGAGGAGAAGGUGAAGAAACCCAGAUUUCCCAGCAUCCUAGGACCGCAGCGUCGACCCAGCCGCAUUGAGGCAGCACCAGUGGGUAAAGCCUUGGACAGUCGGCCCAGGCCUCAGAAACAGUUGUCUCAGCCCUCGCUGGGUGCUAGCGACCACACAGAAGGUGGCCGUCUACGAGGCAGCCAAUCAAGCGAGGGCUCUGAACUCACACACUCCACGUCCGUCAACACCUCAUCCCCUGGCAGCGCCACCUUUAGCUCUGACACCAGCAGAGAUACUGAAAUGGGUGGAACUCCAACCUCAGCCCCUUCCAGGCUGAGUGACGGUCUUCAAUCUGACCCUCUUGAUGGGUUACCAUACCCUGCAUCGCACUUUGAUCUUUACAGCCUGGACCAACUGCAAGAGGAUGACAGAGAAAGUGACAGAGCCCAUGAGGGAACACCAAAGGCCUUAAGAAGGCUUGAGGGACUGGGAGCUGCUGAUGUCCAGAGUGAGGAUGACCAGGGAACAGACUCCGAGCAUGACCCUCCAAACUGGCAGCAGCUGGUGGGGAGAGAGGUCCUGGCGGGUCUCAGGCCUCAGGAAAUCAAGAGACAGGAAGUCAUUAAUGAGCUGUUUUACACUGAGCGAGCACAUGUGCGGAUGCUGAGAGUUUUGGACCACGUUUUCUACCAAAAGCUAUCCAAGGAAGCCAUUCUGCCUCCUGUUGACAUCAAGAACAUCUUUACCAACCUGGACGAGAUUCUACAGCUGCAUGUUUCAAUACUGGAGCAAAUGGCAGCUGUUCGGAAGAGGAAUGAGUCUUCAGUAAUUGAUCAGAUAGGAGAUGACUUGCUCUCCUGGUUUGGUGGUGGAGAGGAGGAGAAGAUCAAGCAGGCAGUGGGGACGUUCUGUAGUAACCAGCCAUUUGCUCUGGAGAUCAUCAAGACCAAGCAGAAGAAGGACUCGCGGUUUACUUCAUUUAUUCAGGAGGCAGAGAGUAACAGAUUGUGCCGCCGACUACAGCUUAAGGACAUCAUUCCUGUGGAGAUGCAGCGACUCACCAAGUACCCCCUGCUACUCGACAACAUCGCCAAGUACACAGAUAGUGCAGUGGAGAAGGACAAAGUGAAGCAGGCAGCAGAGUGCUGUAGGAAGAUCCUCAAUCAUGUUAACCAGGCGGUGAAGGAAUCUGAGGACAAGCAGAGGUUGGAGGACUAUCAGAGGAGAUUGGACCUUUCCUCUCUAAAACAGACAGACAACCCCAUGAUCCUGGAGCUAAAGAACUUGGAUCUAACCAAGAGAACAAUGGUGCAUGAAGGUCCGCUGUCAUGGAAGGUUAACAAGGACAAGACUAUUGAGCUUUACACACUCCUCCUGGAAGACAUCCUAGUUCUGCUACAGAAACAAGAUGAGCGUCUGAUCCUCAAGUGUCAUAGUAAAAACCUGGCAGGCACAGCAGAUACAAAACACAUCUUCAGCCCGAUCAUCAAACUCAACACUGUGUUGGUGCGCUCUGUGGCCACAGACAACAAGUCGUUCUUUGUCCUUUCCAUGUCAGAAAAUGGAGCUCAGAUCUAUGAGCUGAUGGCACCUACGGUCUCAGACCAGAUAACGUGGCAGCGUCUAAUCACCCAGAGAGCUGAUGCUAUGAAAGUCAAACCUCACAAUGUCAUACCACUACCUCAGACUGAUGGGGAGAGAGACGGUGUGGAAAUCAUAACAGCAGGUGUUUCCAGGCUGAGCAGGGACCCUGACCGCACAUCUACUGGCAGCACCCAGUCCACAGAUAAAGAGAGCAGUCCAGCUUCCAGAAAUGAGCUGCAGAGUUGUCUACCAGGAAGUAACCCAUUUGAGGGAGGUAAAGCAGAGGAAGAAGAAGGUUUUGUGGACCCAGAGAUUCCAUACCAAGUGGCUGAAGAUGGAAAAGAAGGAGACUCAUUUAACAUGUUUCCCUCCAGAGCUGAUGAAGCACUAAAAACAUUGGCAGCCUUAAAGCAGGUGUUGGUGACCCAGCUGAUGUCCCAGGAGGCAGUAGAGCAAACCAAACGCUCCACCGGGGCCCGUCUCCUCAGGACCACCUCUUUGCGGACUCCUGUAGACAGUCGUGCUCGGGUGAUGGUUCACAACGGUUCAGAUAAGAACAGCCCCCAGACAGAGGACAGGACUCAGGAUCUAGGCUCUGGAGACACAGGCUUCUUUGAUUCUCCUGAAGAUUAUGCAGGAUAUUUGGUCCUGGAGGGAUAUGGUGGUCCAGGGGAGACUAGCACAGAUGACGACAUCUUGGCAUCAACUACAGGGAAGCAGCUGCGCUCAUCACAAGGCUGUGCCACCGACUCUGGCAUCAACUUGAGGUUCUCUUCAACAUCACAGGCCGGCAGCCUCUCCUCUUUUAGCAGACAGGUCUUGUCUCACCUCAGAAACCUUCAAGCCAACCUCAACUAUCUAAAGGAGGUGGAGGUUAAGUACAAUAAUCUAAUACGCCAAAGGCCAGAGAAGGCAGCAGCAGACACAGAUGGAAGUAAAGACAAGAGAUAGUGGAAGUCCGUGCCUCAGCAUUCGAAUCUGGUCCCAAAGAGGAAGCACCGACUUGCAGUCUGUUCUUACUUCAUGUGUCCUGGACUUUUCAGGAGAUCAUAUAAGCUUGUCCUCUCACUGCUGAGCCCCUCCUUAUUUCUAUCGCAGUUGUCUCACGGUCGCCACAGAGAAUGAGAGACUUAAGCAUAAGCAGAAUUGUUUGAAGGGAGGAGUAAUCUCUGUGAUGCCAACGCCCCCUCAGCACAAGGCAAUCAGGGAUGUGGGAUUGCCCCCAAACCUCACCCCUCUUCCCUCAAGCAUCUAACACCCAUUUUCCCCAGAUCCCCUGUAAGAAAGAGAACUUAUACCAAAAUGUACAAAGAUGUGUGUUUAGAAUAUAUAUAUAUAUAUAUAGAUAUAUAUAUAUGAAACACAAAACAAGAAAAGGAAAAUUUUAAGAUAACGUAUUAAGAUUUUUUUUUUUUUAUCCCAAGAUGUAUUUAUUUUCUUUCUUUUCAUUUUUUAAGUGUUUCCCAUGUUGCUUGCAUGCUUUUGGCCAUGGUGUUAACCUUUUUGACUGCUUUUCCUGCUUCAGUCAUACAGGGUUAGUGUGAGUGUUGAUAGCACGCUAGCAUACUAGCAACGCUAGCCAAGCAUCCCCAGAUGUAAUGGUGGGAAUAUACUUGGACUGAUAGAGGCCAGAGUUGCACUGGUGAUAAAUAGAUCCCAUUGUGUUUAAAAAAAUAUCUGAAAUUGUGUUGAAGUCUAGAAUUUCAGGUGAAUUCUAGGUAUGGUGUUAACUAGAAUGAAGAGUCUGAAGGCUCUGAUCUGGUCCUGUUGCAUUUCUGUGCUGCCUCCUUCUUCUUCCAUCUCCUCCUCUUCAUGAUGAGAUGCAUUUGUCACUUGUCAGCUCCUUUCUUCUUCUGUCUUUGAUUCUGCCACUUCUUUUCCUCUCCAUCUAAACACUUAUAGGUGUUGUCCUUUUCCUUCUCCUUUUCCUCACAGCCCUGUGGCUUUCAUGCUUAUUUAUCCCCUCCUACACUCUUUAUGUCAUACUUCCUUGUUUUCCUUUGGGUAUCUUCCCCCUUCCCCUCCUCAUCUACAAGGAGCAGCCGUGCUCUUUUUGUAUCAGCUCCAGACAGAAAUGCUGCUUCUUUCCGCUACUGCUGAUCUGACUGCCUGAUAUUCUAAUAAUGUAAUGAAGUUCAACAUAUACUGUAAAAUGAUCAAGUUGGAAGGUUAUGCAUAACUUUAAUAAAUAAAUUGUGCCAUGACACAUUCUAAAAGGAAAAACAUGCAUGUUCUUUCUCUUGAAGCUUUUCAAAAGUUUUGUGUUUGACACUGAAAAUUACUUGGAACAUUUGAAAAGAUUUUGA
Molecule: messenger RNA, 7015 nt
Organism: Cheilinus undulatus (humphead wrasse)
Lineage: Eukaryota; Metazoa; Chordata; Actinopteri; Labriformes; Labridae
Gene: arhgef12a
Product: Rho guanine nucleotide exchange factor (GEF) 12a
Exons: 41
Coding region: 1359-5660 (1433 amino acids)
Biological process (GO): G protein-coupled receptor signaling pathway; intracellular signal transduction
Cellular component (GO): cytoplasm
Molecular function (GO): guanyl-nucleotide exchange factor activity; G protein-coupled receptor binding
Source: RefSeq, a predicted model, not a curated record